AUGGCCAACAACUUUGAAGAUAAGAAAGAUAUGGAAGAGCACAUUGAGGGAGGACUCAAUGAUGCUCCCAUUCUCGAGGAGAAGAGGAAGAAGCACACGGCCAAUAACCAAUUGGACGAAGCUGCAGCUUAUCUCGCUCAAGCUGGACCUGUAGAGUAUACAGCCGAAGAGAGAAGAGCUGUGAUCAGGAAGAUCGAUAUCUUCGUUUGCAUUCCCAUGUGUUUGACUUAUUUCUUGCAACAACUCGACAAAUCGUCUCUCAGUUAUGCGGCAGUCUUCGACAUUCAAAAAGAAGCCAAUCUGGUUGGUAACCAAUACAGUUGGUUGAACUCGAUCGUCUACUUUGCUCAAUUAGGUUUACAACCCGUUUCGUCCUAUGCGCUUAUCGCCUUCCCAAUCAAAUACUGGGUCACGUUCAACAUGUUGGCAUGGUCCAUCGUCACGGUUUGCACUGGUGCCGCCAAGAAUUUCACGGGGCUUAUUAUCUGUCGUCUACUCUUGGGUAUAUUCGAAGCUACCAUCUUACCUUCGUUCAUCUUCCUUACUCAGAUGUGGUACACAAGAAGAGAACAGAGUUUUAGGACCAUCGCUUACCAAGUUGCCAACUCCCUCGCUGCUGUGUUGGGUCCGAUUCUUUCUUUUGGUAUUGGAAAGGCGACUGAGAACUCUAACAAAGUGAAAGAAUAUCAAGGUAUCUUCUUCUUCAUCGGAAGUAUCUCAGUGGCGUUCGUACCUAUCAUCUUUUUCAUGCUUCCUAAUUCUCCUACCACCGCUCGAUUCUUGAGAAAGAACAAUGAUCGAGUCAUCGCCAUCGAUCGAUUGAAAGAAAACCAAACGGGUACCAAGUCAUCUAAAUGGAAGUGGAACCAAGUAAGGGAGACAUACAAAGAUCCCAAGACUUACAUCUGGGCAGCGAUGUAUUUCUGCACAUCAACUCCUUCAGGCGGUUUCGGUGCGUUCGGUGGUUUGGUAGUGAAAGGUCUCGGUUUUACCUCUUUCAAGGCUAUUCUUAUGCAAGCUCCUACUGGUGGUAUUGCGAUCUUGACUCUACUCGUCACUAUCUUCUUCACCAACCAAUUCAAAGCUAGAUGGGCUGUGGUAGCUGCAUGCGUUGUUCCUCCUAUUGCCGGUGCUGUCGGUCUCGUCAAAGUCCAACGAUCCGACCCUUACAUUCUUUUGGCAUGUUACUACGUCGCUCAGACCCUUGCCGGUAUUCAACCAUUGUUGUACUCCUGGGCCAACCUGAAUCAAGCUGGAUCUACUAAACGAGUAGUAGUUUUCGCUACCAUGUUCGUAGCACAAUGUACAGGUAAUAUUGUUGGUCCUCAAGUGUACUUGACAAGGGAAGCGCCGUACUAUCACACCGGUCUAUACGUCAAUAUAGGCUGUUGGUCCGUCCUCUUUUGCUUAAUUGUAUUCAUGAGAUUCUACCUCUCUUACCUCAAUAAGAAACAAGUUGAGAGAAGGGUUGCUCUGGGUCUACCGGCCGAUCUCAAAGAUAUGUCAAUCAUGUCGUACAACGAGCUCGAACAGUACAAAGCGGAACUUGCAGCUCAAAUGACAGCUGCCGGCCUGGAUGCUACCAAGCUCUACGAGAAUGCUUUCGACGAUAUGACCGAUUACGAAAACCCUUACUUCAUCUAUGUCGUAUAG
Messenger RNA from Kwoniella botswanensis, 1653 nucleotides. RefSeq lists its product as uncharacterized. Gene Ontology annotation, biological process: transmembrane transport. Gene Ontology annotation, molecular function: transmembrane transporter activity. NCBI's taxonomy places the organism in Eukaryota, Fungi, Basidiomycota, Tremellomycetes, Tremellales, Cryptococcaceae. The coding region runs from base 1 to 1653 and encodes 550 amino acids. The transcript has 9 exons. Gene Ontology annotation, cellular component: membrane. The record is from RefSeq and is a predicted model, not a curated record.